This is a messenger RNA of Neodiprion virginianus, 1383 nucleotides long. RefSeq names its product zinc metalloproteinase nas-14. The transcript is spliced from 6 exons. Gene Ontology annotation, biological process: proteolysis. The record is from RefSeq and is a predicted model, not a curated record. The coding region runs from base 271 to 1209 and encodes 312 amino acids. Gene Ontology annotation, molecular function: zinc ion binding; metalloendopeptidase activity. Lineage: Eukaryota; Metazoa; Arthropoda; Insecta; Hymenoptera; Diprionidae.
GGUACAUGCACAGCGUAUCGGACUCGUAAUUAGGCCACUUUGCCCGCAACGUUGAUGAGGAUUCGCGAUUUGUAUUCCACGGGCGGUCCUAGACGUGUGAGCGUACCUUUUAUCGCGAGUGUGUGACUUCCUUGAGCCAGCGACUAGUUUUUGACUAUCUAUCGGGCAGGACGACGAGCGUGCAGUGCGACCUAAGGAAUCACGGAACGAUCUCAGGGUGAAGCGCGGGUCUCUAAACUUAUUUUUCAAACUUCGUUCUCCGAGCGAAAGAUGCGAAAAACGGCUUUAAUCGCGCUGCAUGCGAUCGGUUUAUGCUUCGCUGCUUCCGUCGGCGAAUCCCAAGAAUCCCGGACACCGCCGUCGCCCCGUUUCGUCGGAGUAUUCGCCAAGGACUACGACCACAGUGAAAUAGGUCGCAAAAUGGACGCUUGGAAGCCGGAUGACACGCAGAAUCUUUGGGAACUGAGCGGUCUCUUCGAGGGUGACAUCAUGGUCCAUCCCGAGGGACGGGACAUCGCGAAAAACGGACUCCUGGAAGCCGAGGCGCGGUGGCCGCGUGGCGAGAUUCCCUACCACAUCCACGAGGAGGAUUUCGAUAAGGAGGGCGUCGAGGUGAUCAAGGGAGCGCUGGCCGAGUAUCACGAGAGAACUUGCCUGCGAUUCAGACCCUACGAGAAAUCCGACGAGGAUUACGUGUCGAUAAGGGGAACCGAGUCGGGAUGCUGGUCGAUGGUCGGUCGGCACGGACAGGGGCAAGUCCUAAAUGUUAAUAACCCGAAAUGCGUAAGGCAUGGGAUCGUGGUCCACGAGUUGAUGCACGCGCUCGGUUUCUACCAUCAGCAGAGCGCCGCGGACAGGGACGAUUGGGUCGAGAUACAUUGGGAUAAUAUCCAGGAAGGCAAGGAGCACAACUUCAAGAAAUACGACAACAAGACAGUAACCGACUUCGGAAUCCCCUAUGACUACAAGAGCAUCAUGCACUAUAGCUCGCACGCUUUUUCGAAGAACAAUCAGCCCACGAUCACACCAAUAAAGGAGGAGGUAAAGCUUGGCCAGCGCAAGGGAUUGACGAAGAAAGACAUCGCGAAAAUCGACCGCAUGUACGAAGAGGAAUGCAAAGCGCGCGAGUCUUCGGAGAGUUCAAGCGAAUCUGGUAGCACGAGCGAGUCUAGCGAAGAGAAAAAUAUACUUGGCUGGCUAUUCGACUGACUCUUGUGGGCUCUGUAGCUCAAAUUAGAGUAAUUCUGAUGGGCGAUUCUUUCAUACCGAAAGCAGGAAACAUGCGAGAAUAACGGAAGACAAUAAUUUCCACCGAUAGUAAAAUACCGAGGGCAUUCUAUUCAGAUUUGUGUAAAAAAAAAUAUAAAUAUCUUUUAAAUCAAA